Messenger RNA from Carya illinoinensis, 827 nucleotides. RefSeq lists its product as uncharacterized. The coding region runs from base 389 to 706 and encodes 105 amino acids. The record is from RefSeq and is a predicted model, not a curated record. The transcript is spliced from 3 exons. Lineage: Eukaryota; Viridiplantae; Streptophyta; Magnoliopsida; Fagales; Juglandaceae.
AAAAGCGGCGUCUAGAAUUAUUGAAUCUUAAGACUUGACAAAAUACAAAUAGCAAGACCAUUGUCAAAUCGUACAUGCAGUAACAGCGCAGUCCCCCGUUCUACCUUCGAAUCGAGGCAGCGUCGGCUGCUUGCUGCCAUCUCCGAGCACGAUUAUCAAGCAAUACUUUGGCUUUUGGCUUUUGGCUCAUGACAUCCCAUGUAUUUCACAUGGUCUUGAUGGUGGCAUGGCACCGCUUACAACCCCCGAGGACGCCGGAGUCACGGCUGCGACAAACCGACAGAAAGAGCUAUAUAUACACAUCUUCGCCUUCCUCUUAAACAGUUUCCGUUUUCGUCACAAGCUAGCUCUAAAAAUCAGAUAUUAUCAAAGUCGGUAAGUACCGAAAAUGUUGAGCUCAAGGAGUUCGUUUGCUUUUCUGACCCUGGCUUCGAUUUUCUUUGCCUCGUCGCUUUUCGCUUACCGUGUCGUCGUGCUCAACGACGAAGUUUCCACAACGAGGUUGGACAAGAUGGCGACGCUCUCAUCCAGUUCCACGCUCCCUGGUGUGGACACUGUAAAAAGCUUGCUCCGGAGCAUGAGAAGCUUGGCACAAGUUUCAAGAAAGCAAAAUCUGUUUCGAUUGGGAAGGUGGACUGUGAUGCAAACAAGAACCUAUGCGCUAAAUAUGGGGUUCUGGGUACCCCACGAUCCAGUGGUUUCCUAAACAGUCCCUAGAACCCAAGAAGUGAGUGUCCUGUUAAGUCAAUUUCUAUUCUCUCUAAUUAAACAUUUUCAAAAUCCAUGUAAACAGUUUAAAGUCUAAAAAUCGUAGAACAUUUUUCAAC